UUUUUCAGUAGAUUUCUGCAUGGCAGGUUAACUAAAGGCAAGACGACUGAUUUGUCUCCAUUCUAAGUACUGUUCCUGGCAAGACCCUGUCACAGCCUCCAGCCCAAGUUCAUCGUUCUGCUCUGUCUCUCCUCCGCCCCAGCCAUCACUCUGGGGUGUACCUGAGGACUGCAGUGUGAAGAUGACCAGCGUCUUAGCAUGACGACCCUGGACCAUGUGAUAGCCACCCACCAGUCCGAGUGGGUCUCCUUUAAUGAAGAACUGAUCUUCCCUGUCGCUUCCAAGGGAGGCACAGAUGAGCACCCCCCGAGACUGUCAUCACCCUCAGACCGGUCCGAGAGCUCCUCUGGGGAGAACCACGCAGUGGAUGCUGGCUCCCAGGACCUUUCCCACUCUGAGCAAGAUGACUCCUCGGACAAGAUGGGCCUCAUCUCCGAAGUGGCCUCCUGCCCUGGGAGCCCGGAGCAGCCUGCACCUGACCUGGCUUCAGCCAUCAGCAGCUGGGUUCAGUUUGAAGAUGACACAUCCUGGGCUAACACAUCACCGCUUCAUAGAGAAACAGCAGAUACCGCAGGAUCCUUGACCAUGCCUUGCUGGACAUGCCCUUCAUUUGACUCCUUGGGCAGAUGCCCUUUGACCUCCGAGAGCAGCUGGACCACACCUUCUGAAGACACCAGCAGUCCUAGUUUUGCUCCUUCAUACACAGACCUACAGCUCAUCAAUGCUGAGGCGCGGACAAGUGGCAAAGCUUCUGGGGCUGACUCGACUGACGAGAGGCCCGAGUGGCAGACAGGCAGUCAGACGGUGGAGAGUCUUGUUGAAGCACGCAGGGAGCACACAUCCACCCGCACACACAGCCUGGACCUCUUGCCUCCCCACCUCAGGAGGAGCCAGAGCCCUGAUGAGAAUCCGAAUGGUGCUUCUGCGCCGAACAACAAUUCUUCCUCGCUCCAGGAAGACGAAGAAGUAGAAAUGGAGGCCGUUGGCUGGCAAGCUGGCAGUCCAGCCACGAAUGGGCACCCUGCCCAUCCAGUGACCUCUACUCGUUUCCCCAGUUGGGUCACCUUUGAUGACAAUGAAGUCCUGUGCCCUGGGCCGCUGGUCACCUCUCCUCUGAAGCCGAAUACACCACCUAUUGCAUCUGAGAUCCCAGAUGUAACAUGUAAUUCAACUGGGUCAUUUAAGAAGAGGGACCGUCCCAGGAGCACUUUGAUGAACUUCUCCAAAGUUCAGAAGCUGGACGUUUCCUCCUUAAGCCGCCAGCCAUCCAAAAGCGAGGCUCCACCAUGGAGCGCCACCAACCCUUUCCUCAAUGAGACUCUGCAGGAUGUGCAGCCCUCCCCCAUCAACCCUUUCAGCGCUUUCUUUGAGGAACGGGAAAGACGCUCCCAAAACAGUUCUGUGCCCGGUGCCGCUAGCCAAAGUCAGAGGGAUUCCCUUGUUGUCGUCUACCAAGAUGCCAUCAGUUUUGAUGACUCGAGCAAAAGCCAGUCACACUCUGUUGCUGUUGAAAAGCUCAAGCAGCUCCAAAUUGAUGACCCUGAUCACUUGGGCAGCGCAACAUUACCAGAUGAUGACCCUGUAGCCUGGAUGGAGCUAGAUUCUCACCUGCCUGGCUUGGCCCAGCCCCAGCCCAGGGACGGGUGGCCCAUGAUGCUGAGAAUCCCCGAGAAGAAGAACAUCAUGUCCUCCCGACACUGGGGACCAAUCUACAUCAAACUGACGGAUGCUGGCUACCUGCAGCUCUAUUACGAGCAGGGCCUGGAAAAACCCUUCCGUGAGUUCAAGCUGGAAAUCUACCAUGAGAUUUCAGAACCCCGGCUCCAAAACUAUGAUGAAAAUGGCAGGAUCCACAGCUUGCGGAUAGAUCGCGUCACAUACAAGGAGAAGAAGAAAUACCAGCCCAAGCCCGCUGUGGCCCAUACAGCAGAAAGAGAACAAGUGAUCAAGCUGGGCACCACCAAUUAUGACGACUUCCUGAGCUUCAUCCGUGCGGUGCAGGACCGUCUCAUGGAACUGCCAGUGAUGUCCAUGGAGCUCAGCACGGUUGGUUUGAAUUACCUGGAAGAAGAGAUAACAGUGGAUGUCCGAGAUGAAUUCUCUGGCAUCGUGAGCAAAGGCGACAACCAGAUCCUCCAGCACCACAUCUUGACACGGAUCCACGUUCUCAGUUUCCUCUCUGGGCUCGCAGAAUGCCGCUUGGGCCUCAACGACGUCCUCAUCAAAGGGAAUGAAAUUGUCUCACGGCAGGACAUCAUGCCCACCACCACCACCAAGUGGAUCAAGCUCCACGAGUGCCGUUUUCACGGGUGUGCAGAUGAGGAUGUUUUCAACAGCUCACGAGUCAUUCUCUUCAACCCCUUGGAUGCAUGCCGGUUUGAGCUGAUGCGGUUCAGGACGGUGUUUGCCGAGAAGACCUUGCCGUUCACGCUCAGGACGGCAGCCAGCAUCAAUGGGGCGGAGGUGGAGGUGCAGAGCUGGCUGAGGAUGUCCACCGGCUUCUCCUCCAACCGGGACCCUCUCACUCAGGUCCCCUGUGAGAAUGUGAUGGUGCGCUACCCUGUGCCCAGCGAGUGGGUAAAAAACUUCCGCCGGGAGAGCGUCCUGGGGGAAAAGUCUUUGAAAGCCAAAGUGAACCGGGGGGCAAGUUUUGGCUCAGCUGGCAUCUCCGGCUCUGAGCCUGUGAUGAGGGUGACCCUGGGAUCUGCCAAGUAUGAGCAUGCCUUCAACUCCAUCGUGUGGAGGAUUAACCGGCUGCCAGACAAAAACUCAGCUUCCGGUCACCCACACUGCUUCUUCUGCCACCUGGAACUCGGCUCUGACCGGGAGGUGCCUUCCAGAUUCGCCAACCACGUGAAUGUGGAAUUCAGCAUGCCCACAACCUCAGCCUCCAAGGCCGCUGUAAGAUCCAUCUCUGUGGAGGACAAGAUUGAUGUCAGGAAGUGGGUCAAUUAUUCGGCGCACUACAGCUACAAGGUGGAAAUUGAACAGAAAAGGAGUUUGAAGCCAGACUUUGAAGGAGAUGAAAUGGAAAAUCCCAGGGAGUGUGGGGUUCAAUGACCAAGCCCUACAGCAAGGGACCCUGACCCAAGCGUUAUGAUAGGGAGUGUUCCUGGAUAGCUGAGGUUAAAGUCAGGACUGCUGUGGCCAGUCCACACUAGGAGCAGGGUGUCGGCCUUGGCUCUUGGCAGUCAUGUGCAUUUUAGCCGGGGACCCUGAGGUCGUUGCACCCGAGAGGCUCGCUGCCUCUGAGCCCGCCUGAAGCUUGUGGUCCGCCUGGCUCUGGGAGCCUGUUGUGUAACCAAGCCUCCUUAUCUCCUCCCUGCUCGUCAUGCAGCACUGGUAUGUGGUUUAUUGAGACUGUUAGGAAACCAACCUGCCACAUCGGUGUGGGCACCGCUCCUCGUUCGUGUUCUCCUGUCACUGCGGAGAUUCUGCAGAAAGGCAGUCCCGAGGAGUUCACUAGGGGUCCAUCUCUGUCACUCCCUCCAUGCAAAGGUGGGCCCGGGACCUGGGCAGGCAUCUGCUUCCUUUCCAUGUGAACACCAGGCCACAGGGCUCUUCCUGGUUUUCAUUGUUUAGAUUCAUAUGCCUUGGGUUUUUGUUGUUUUGUUUAUCUUUGUAAGAUUUGGUAUCCUGAGUCACAAUACACAAUGGGGAAAGGUCCCUGUCGGGAAAUUUUUUGUUCUCUGACUGGGCCCAGAAUUUGCAAAAAAAGAAAAAAGGGGGGGGGGCUGCUGAAGGGAAAGCAAAAUCGAGCUUGUUUUACUUCCUUCUGAGAAAAGGGGACAUGAAAUACAAGCUUAGGAGACAGGUUCGGUCUCACUGAAUUCCCGGGUGUAGGCCACAUCUGAUUCUUGAAAUCCAUGGAUUUGUAUUUAUUAUACCUCAGGGGCAUUUAGGGGAUCUCUGUACCUCAGAGCCAGUAGACAGCUGCCUGUCUCUUUAACGCAAAAUCAACAGGAAACUUAAACUGAGACUAUAUUAAAAUAAUUGUGUCAAACCAAACUUGAAUGAGCUUUCCCCUAGAUUCAGAGUUUGAUACUAUCAGUAUUGAAACAAAUCAAAAGGGUAGAAAUGGAGAAAAGCAUUUUUUUUAAUGUUGGGGACAUGAAAUCCUGAUUCCACGGACCAUCCAGUCUUCUCCUCCGUCUGGUCCUGCUCACUUCAGCUGCUGCUUUGCAUCUUGGUAGUUUCCGUGAUGAAUGAAGCAGGGAUGGAAACCAUACUUUAUCAGAAUUGUAGAAGAUCCAGAAAUUGACAAUAAUCUCCAGUUUCUGGCCAGUAGGUGCAAGAUUGAUUUUUCCAGUGAACAGUCAGUGUACUGACAAGUAGGAAUAGCAAGCAUAAAAUGUUUUGAAAUAUCUUGAAUAUAGAACUGAAACUAAAAGGAUGAGCUUGAGUAUGCAUUAGUGGGCCAUCGUAUAUUCUAAGUUCCUUAAAGGCAACCCUGAAGUACCAAGUACAGUGUACAAAUGUGUGUUUUUGUAUCUGUGUUUAUGUCACGAGUGUUAGUAAGAUAUGAUUUCACAGCAGUUCAUUUAGAAAGUUUUCCUAGGAAAUGAGUGUUCAUUUUUUUUUUCAUCAGGAAUAUAUUGUGAUUAUUCACAAAGCUAAUACAUUCAACCUGUGUUAGUAUUUGUUCAGGGAGCCCUACAUGCAGUGUUAGUCCACAUGUGGUUAUAGCAUUGGAUUCCCUUAUUGGUGCCAUAUUUUUAAGGAGUGCUAUUAAUAAAUUGUGUCCACAGCCAGGUGACUGGUUUGUAAUGAGUCUGCUUGUAUAAGACACCAGGGGACAGGUUCCUUGAAGAACCUACUGGGAAGAGAGGGCAGAGAGAGAAUGUUCUGAGCUGCCUCCGAAUUCCUGCUCAACUAUAUAAGGGAAGAGGGAUGAGACCCGCUGUAGCUUCACAGAGCAACAGCAAGAAUGAAGAGGAACUUUACAAGUGACAAAUGGUUGCUUCAAUACAAGAACUUUCUAAUAAAAGUUGUUCUAAACAGGAAUGGACUCAAGUAGUAAAAUUUCCUAUUGCUGCAAAAAAUCAACUGUUUAAAAUAACUACCUGUGCCAGGUGCUUUGAAUGGGACUCCUCCAAUGGAUGUAUUUGGGAUAGAAGACUGCCACGGGUCCUCCUUAAAUGCAGGUUUAGUCUCUGCAGUGGUAAUAGGGCUCUCUAACUCGUUGUCUUUCCCUCUGCAAGUGGUUUCUAAUGCUGUGUGCAGUACACUGACAUCCCCUAGAGAUUGUCAAGGGAUUCUAAGCAUGUCCCUUCCCCUAUUGACCUAAGAGCACUUGAGGUUUCUCCUAGAACAGGUGACAGAGCUGGAAAGGUGAAUGAAGGUCAUUACCAUCUUCCUUAGUCAGCCUUAGAGACGCCACCUCCCUUGCUAGCUAGCAUCACUGCAGAUUUUACUCUUCUGCUCCCUUGGUUAAUUCUCAUUAGUCUUUGUGCUUUCUCCUGGACAUUUAUACUAUGUAUAUUUUUAAACCAAGUUGGUAAAAAUCCCUUUUGUGCCAUCUACAUCCAGCAAAUGAAUUUCUUUUAAGGUUUAUUAUUAUUAUUGGGAAGGCAGAUAAGAUUUAUAGAGAGAAGA
Molecule: messenger RNA, 5595 nt
Organism: Ochotona curzoniae (black-lipped pika)
Lineage: Eukaryota; Metazoa; Chordata; Mammalia; Lagomorpha; Ochotonidae
Gene: STON2
Product: stonin 2
Exons: 10
Coding region: 199-3060 (953 amino acids)
Biological process (GO): clathrin-dependent endocytosis; regulation of endocytosis; synaptic vesicle endocytosis
Cellular component (GO): AP-2 adaptor complex; synaptic vesicle
Molecular function (GO): clathrin-cargo adaptor activity
Source: RefSeq, a predicted model, not a curated record